AGGCUGUUAAUCUGAUAUCGCUGAUAAGCAAAGUAAGUAGGAUCAUUGUCAGAGACACUUUAAAUGAGGCUUGUUUAGUUAAAUUUGCACCUUGGUUGCAGGGACGUGUAAACGAAAUAAAAAAAUAAAAUGGCUUCCCAAAAAGACCUAGAUUUUGGAAUGAGAUGCAUAAAGUAUAUGUUAUGCGUCGCCAACGUGAUGUUUGUGUUGGUAGGAUUGCUAUUGAUAUCCAUUGGAUAUACAAUCAAGAGCAUCUACACCAAUUUUGAAGAAUUUAUGGAAACCUAUUACUACAAUCCAGCAACUCUUUCCAUUGUAAUUGGAUUCUUCAUCUUCAUCAUUGCUAUGUUUGGCUGCGUUGGGGCUAUUAGAAAGAGCACUUUCUUGGUAAACACGUAUGCCUUUUUGUUAAGUCUGGUCCUAGUUUUGGAAAUUUCUGUGUGCAUUGCGGCGUACGCGAUGAGGUCCAACAUUGAGAAUAACAUUGCUUAUAAUAUGAGAGUUGCAAUGAGUCACUACGAUAUGGAAUAUAAUGCUUUCACCUGGAACUCCACACAGUACAAUUUACAAUGUUGUGGUGUCGAUUACUACGAGGAUUGGAACGUAUAUUCCGAAAGAACAAACUUUCCAUUAGUUGCAGUUGAGGUCAAUAACCAAACUAUGCACAUGCCUACAACUUGCUGUGAAUUCGAAGUUUGCACUCCAGGUAGUAUCUAUCUGCGUGGUUGCUUGCCUAGACUUUCCAGCAUCAUUUCCCAAUGCGCAUUACUAUUGGCUGUCGGAGCUCUCUGCGUUUCAAUGAUACAGGUCCUGGGUAUUGUAUUUGCACACAUGCUGGCUAAAUCUAUCAGGAAACUCAAGACCCAAAUGCUGAUUGCCAAAGAAGAAAGGAGAAGACAUUUUUAUGAACAAAUGGUGAAAAAUGAGAGCGAAAAAUCUAAGAAAGACAUAUUUGCUCCUCAAGAAUCCAAUGCUUAAAAAAGACAGUACUUAAAUUAAUCUAUAUUGUAACGAUUUUUUUCUUAUCGUGUUCCUUCACAGGCUUUAACUGAAUCAUAUAAUUUGUUUGUACAUUCUAGUAUUUUAUAACCUUAUGCAAAUUUAUAUUUUAUUAUAUAGAUAGAGAUUAAAAAUAUGGUUAAACAGAUAAUAAAAUUAAUUUGUUUUGGAAAAAA
Molecule: messenger RNA, 1175 nt
Organism: Sitophilus oryzae (rice weevil)
Lineage: Eukaryota; Metazoa; Arthropoda; Insecta; Coleoptera; Curculionidae
Product: CD63 antigen-like
Exons: 5
Coding region: 130-978 (282 amino acids)
Cellular component (GO): membrane
Source: RefSeq, a predicted model, not a curated record